Molecule: messenger RNA, 2271 nt
Organism: Lodderomyces oxycetoniae
Lineage: Eukaryota; Fungi; Ascomycota; Pichiomycetes; Serinales; Debaryomycetaceae
Gene: LEU1
Product: 3-isopropylmalate dehydratase
Exons: 1
Coding region: 1-2271 (756 amino acids)
Biological process (GO): L-leucine biosynthetic process
Cellular component (GO): 3-isopropylmalate dehydratase complex
Molecular function (GO): 4 iron, 4 sulfur cluster binding; 3-isopropylmalate dehydratase activity
Source: RefSeq, a predicted model, not a curated record
AUGACAGGAAAGACGCUUUAUGAUAAAGUAUUCGAGGACCAUGUCGUCCUUAAAGACCUGUCAUACUUGCUUUUUAUUGACAGGCAUCUAAUCCACGAAGUAACAUCUCCACAAGCUUUUGAAAGUAUGCAGACAGCAGGUAGGGCUGUGCGUCGUCCUGAUUGUACUCUUGCCACUGUUGACCACAAUAUCCCCACCGUUUCCAGAAAAAACUUCAAAAACGUGGACACUUUUAUCAAACAGGAAGAUUCGAGAUUGCAGGUGAAAACUUUGGAGAAAAAUGUGAAAACUUUUGGAGUGCCGUACUUUGGCAUGAGUGAUGAAAGACAGGGAAUAGUACACGUAGUGGGACCCGAACAAGGGUUCACGCUUCCAGGAACUACUGUUGUUUGCGGAGACUCACACACUUCUACACACGGAGCUUUUGGUGCAUUGGCCUUUGGUAUUGGUACCUCGGAAGUUGAGCAUGUUUUGGCAACUCAAACUAUUAUACAAACAAAAUCCAAAAAUAUGAGAAUCUUUGUAGACGGAUCAUUGAAUGAAGGUAUCACAUCAAAGGAUUUGGUUUUGCACGUUAUUGGAGUAAUUGGUACCGCGGGAGGAACUGGUUGUGUCAUUGAGUUUGCUGGUAAAGCCAUUGAAGAUUUGUCAAUGGAAUCAAGAAUGUCGAUAUGUAAUAUGGCUAUUGAGGCUGGUGCUCGUGCCGGAAUGAUAAAACCUGACCAAACUACUUUUGACUAUAUCAAAGGAAGACCAUUGGCUCCGAAAGGCGAAGAGUGGGAUAAAGCAAUGAGCUACUGGAAAACCUUGUAUUCGGACCCAGAUGCCAAAUUCGAUUAUGAUAUCAAGAUUUCCGCAAAGGAUAUCGCUCCAACAAUCACUUGGGGAAAUUCUCCACAAGACGCCUUACCCAUCAGUGCAAAAGUUCCUGACCCGGAAAAUGUUACCGACCCUAUCAAAAAGGAGGGAAUGUUGCGGGCGUUGAAAUACCAAGGGUUGACUCCAAACACAGCUUUGAAAGAUAUAAAAAUUGACAAGGCAUUUAUUGGUUCUUGUACCAAUUCAAGAAUAGAGGAUUUGAGGGCAGCUGCUAAAGUUGCAAAGGGACACAAAAGGGCCGAUAAUGUAAAGCAAGUUUUGGUGGUUCCAGGAUCGGGUCUUAUAAAAGCCCAAGCUGAGAAGGAAGGACUAGACAAAAUUUUUCAGGCUGCUGGUUUUGAAUGGAGAGAAGCUGGUUGCUCGAUGUGUCUUGGAAUGAACCCUGACAUUUUGGAUCCUGAAGAAAGAUGCGCUUCAACUUCUAAUAGGAAUUUUGAAGGGCGUCAAGGUGCCAAAUCGAGAACACACUUGAUGUCUCCGGCCAUGGCAGCAGCAGCAGCUAUCAAAGGCCAUUUUACCGAUAUCAGAGAGUUUGACUAUAUUGGUGGACAGGAUGAGCCCAAUGUACCUAUAAGUGAAGAGGAAGACAAAGAAUUGCAAGAUGCGGUUUAUGAGCAUGAAAAAGAGCCAGUAGAUGAUGACAAUGUUUCACUUGAAGAGGAAAGAAUAGAUGACAUACCCGAGUCAACCGGAGGUUUUGGUUUAGAAAAAUUUAAUAAAUUCACCGGUAUUGCAGCACCAUUGCACAAGGCGAACGUUGAUACAGAUGCAAUUAUACCUAAACAAUUUUUGAAAACCAUAAAAAGAACUGGUUUGAAGGAUGGUUUGUUUUACGAGGCAAGGUUCAUUAAGGUUAAUGGGAAGGAUGUUGAGACAGAUUUCAUUCUUAAUCAAGAGCCAUAUAGAAAAGCCGAGAUUCUUGUUGUUACUGGUGACAACUUUGGAUGUGGUUCUUCUAGAGAACAUGCUCCCUGGGCCUUGAAAGAUUUUGGUAUAAAGUCUAUCAUUGCACCAUCAUUUGGUGAUAUUUUCUACAACAACUCAUUUAAGAACUUUUUGCUUCCAAUAAGAUUACCGCAAGAGGUAAUUGAAUCUAAACUUAUUCCAGUUCUUGAACACAAGUUGACAAUCGAUUUGCCUAACCAGCAGAUAAGGGAUGGUGAGACAGAUGAAGUUUUGGUGGACCAUUUCGAAAUAGAGGAAUUCAGGAAGCAUUGUUUGGUCAAUGGUUUAGAUGAUAUUGGAUUAACUUUGCAAAAGGAGAAGUAUAUUGCCGAGUAUGAGCGCAAAAGAAAAGACAAAUUUUCAUUUCUUGAAGGAGGAUCAAAGUUGAUCAAACCUAUUAAGGGCACAAAAAAGAGUAAGUUUGGUCUUAAUACUCCAGAGUGGUAA